Guyanagaster necrorhizus is the source of this 831-nucleotide messenger RNA. Its product is annotated as DUF572-domain-containing protein. The transcript has 4 exons. The record is from RefSeq and is a predicted model, not a curated record. Gene Ontology annotation, biological process: mRNA splicing, via spliceosome. Bases 1 to 831 code for a protein of 276 amino acids. Gene Ontology annotation, cellular component: U2-type catalytic step 1 spliceosome. NCBI's taxonomy places the organism in Eukaryota, Fungi, Basidiomycota, Agaricomycetes, Agaricales, Physalacriaceae.
AUGUCUGAACGCAAAGUACUUAACAAGUAUUUCCCCCCGGACUUUGACCCGGAUCUCAUUCCGCGUCGAAAAGGAUCCAAGAAUUCACAGCAGGUAGUUCGAUUAAUGGCUCCCUUUUCUAUGCGCUGUAAUACUUGCGGAGAAUAUAUCUACAAGGGCAAAAAAUUCAACGCCCGCAAAGAAACAGUGGACGGCGAGGACUACUAUGGCAUCAAGAUAUUUCGAUUUUACAUCAAAUGCACACUCUGUUCAGCCGAGAUCACGUUCAAGACAGACCCCAAAAACACGGACUAUUCUGCAGAACACGGUGCUUCUCGGAAUUUCGAGCCAUGGAGAGACGAACAAGCGGUUCAGGAGGAGGACCGGCUGGCGAAGCUUGAAGAAGAAGAGAACAAUCCUAUGAAGGCGCUCGAAAACCGGACGACGGAUUCCAAACGCGAAAUGGACAUUUUGGACGCCCUACAAGACAUCCGUGCCCGGAAUGCGAGAAACGAACGAGUGGGAAACACUGUCGAUUUGCUGGACCGGAUAGGACUGGAGGAAAUAGAGUCGGCAGAGGACCUAGAGUGCAAGAAACUGGAGGAGGAAGAUGAGAAAUUGGUGAGAGCUGUCUUCUCCAAGGUUUCGAUGCCGGGCUCUUCGACGGACUCAACCGUGGACAACGUGAUAACCGUGAAACGGAAGGCGGACGAUAUUGAGCCAAACGUACACAGCCUGUUGUCAGGCUCUACACGAGCGCUGAUAUCUACCAAGGUGUCGUCAGUGAAGAAGGCUAAAACGGCGGGCAAGAACGCUCUAGGAAUAAAGAUGGUAAAGAAGGUGAAGACGUAA